Ilex paraguariensis (yerba mate) is the source of this 280-nucleotide messenger RNA. The record is from the annotation of a GenBank genome assembly. Lineage: Eukaryota; Viridiplantae; Streptophyta; Magnoliopsida; Aquifoliales; Aquifoliaceae.
AUGGGUGGUGCUAGUUUAGACGGUAUUGGAUCUGGCGAGGUUAGCAAGGAGGGUCACGCCCAGAUGAAAGGCGCCCGCGAAGGAGCUGAGGGCGGUGCACAUGGCGCCCAAGGUGCCGCUGGAGGAGCCCAAGGCGAUGUUGGAGGCACCCAAGGGGUAACUAGAGAUGCCCAAGGUGCUACAAGGGGCUGUUGGGGUACCCAAGGGGCACUGCUAGAGGUGCGCAAGGGGCUGCUGGAGAUUCCCAAGGCACUGUUGGAGGAGCUUAAGGGGCUGUUGG